CACGGUCCGCAACGAUACCGCAAACACCAUCACGCCCUCUCCCCACCUUGCGCUUAGCGAUCUCUGCCUGCUUAUCAUACUAAGCAAGUGAAUCAUUCUAGACACCGUAUUCGAAGCCUUCGCGCUUUGUCGCCUCGAGGCAGAGUCAAGGUGGAGGCCGUACGUCACAAGUCUGGCUUCAGCCAGAUACGUCGAGGAAACCUCACCAACAAACAACUCAAACGUCAGAUUCGCCAUUAUGACCUCCCAAGCUGGCACCAAUCAGUUUGAUCAAGCUGCAGCUACGAGGUUCUUGGCUUCUAGAUGGGACACUUUACAGAAUGCGAUAAGUGAUCCCAGCUUGAUUCAGGCGGACCGACCAGAGGUGCUCAAGGACAAGCCUCCCGUCUCCAAUCGAGGCAGCACAGCCAAUCCCAAGCAAGACAGCAACAACUUUUUGAAUCAAGUCUGGAAAGCUGCAGGAUAUCAAAAGGGACCUAACUAGGGCACCAGGCGCUACUCGGUAGCGCAGCUCGAUCAAUGUCACACACCUAGCGUGAGGGGCAUGCAGGCCCAGCGCACGUACGAGCUCAAUCCGACUCGCGAGCGGGAUCACGGCCUGCUCUGGCGCUCUGAACAUCACAGAGCCACGAGUGCUGAUCCAUACCAAGUCUAGCCGUAUUGCAGGCUCCGUCUGAGGUUGCGUCUGCACGACAAACAGGUCGCUUGAGUAUAAACGAGAUUGUAUUCUUGGUUGCAUUCCCACUUGGCAGCGUCGAAAGUGCAUUGAAAUAGAGUAGCCAGAAGAGGCGGAUGUGUCGAGUCGGCUCAAGGGAGCGCGUACAUGUUGAUUACGUUGACAUUACACACCGACGCUUUGUGCGCCCCUCUCAAUUCCAGUCAUCAUCAUCAUCAUCAUCAUCGUCCUUCCUAGCUCCAAUAUCAC
Messenger RNA from Ceraceosorus guamensis, 925 nucleotides. RefSeq lists its product as hypothetical. The annotation marks the transcript as partial. The record is from RefSeq and is a predicted model, not a curated record. NCBI's taxonomy places the organism in Eukaryota, Fungi, Basidiomycota, Exobasidiomycetes, Ceraceosorales, Ceraceosoraceae. The transcript is spliced from 3 exons.